UUCACCAUCGCCUUAAAGCUUCUCUGGAACAGGGAAGCCUGAGGAGCGACCCUCUAUGAGAAGAAGCUCCAUUCCACCGCCACCAAAUCUCCAGCAUGCCUGGACUUGUCACUACAUGCCCAGCUGCAACUCACAGCUAGCCAAAAGUGUCACUGGGGUGAAACACCACAGUUACCACUAUUUGGUUUGGCAGCAGGGGCCAGACAACUAAGGCACGUCCCAUUCAGCAAUAUUGGUAAUUCCAAUAUUUUGGCGCCCAUAUGUGCAGCUGGUCCGAUCCUGCAGCCACGAGGGGACACUCCGGAGCUCUCAGAGCCUCAGAAGACCACGGAGAGACUUUAAGGCAGCUUGGCGUCCACUGGCAAAGCUGUGACAGCAUAGCUCUCCAGCAGAGACUUUGGGAUUUAUGACAUAAAAGCCUCGGGGACGUCCUGCGCCUCUGGGAAGCACAGCUCCUUUUUAGUGAGCAGACCUUCCGAGCGGGGAGAAUAGGGUAGCUCCUCCAGCCCUGAGGAGUCCUAUUCAGGUGUAGAGAAGACCCCGCCGGACCACAGCACCAAUCACAACGAUUUGGCCUUUCAGGUUGCAGCUGACAGAACCACUCCACCUCAAAGACACUGACUGGCAUUUUGUCUCCGUCAACCCACAACAGCAGGGUACUUGACAUCGAAUUCGCUAUCCCGCUGUUCGUGUGCAGUCUCAAGACACCAUGAGACCGAGUCUACUCCUCAUCCUACUUGCGAUCAUUCCACCAGCAAUCUCCUGGAUAGUCCCUCAGCCCAAAGCAAAUGUAUGGACCACCUUGGCCAAAGCCCUUGGACAGGAUCACAUCUGUGUCUCCACAGCAACAGCCUGUGACCCCCUGUCAACUUGCCUGGUGGGAGUUCCUUUUAAAUCUGCAGUUCCCAAAGGAAAUGUGGCAUGCUUUAAAUGAAAUUAACUCACACCUCCUCCUGGUCACUACCCUGCUGACAACCCUUUACUGUUUUGGCAGGAGUGGGCAAGUUACCGGUGCCAAAAAGGGAACCACAAGAAUUCCAUCUCUUGGGCUCCAUGAAUGCAACCUUUUGCAUUCACUUUAAAUUUAAUCCCAGGUUAUCACAUUAUGAAGUUGAACUGAACACCUAUCCUCACCCUAGCAAACCAUACUACACAGACAAAAACUGGUACAAAAAUUCAGUCCUAGUCAUGCACUCGUCAAAUUAUGAUUAUAAGCUCAGUGAACUCCCAAAAGGUGUGUUUUUAAUAUGUGGAGACAGAGCAUGGGCAAGUCUCCCCCCUCGUCUGCUUGGAGGUUCGUGCACCUUUGGCAAGCUGAGCCUGUUUACCCCAAAUCGAACAAAUCUAAUGUAUUGGCAAAUAAAAAACAAUACACAUAAAUUGGCUAUCCAAAAAAGGGACCUAAGGCAAUUAGACCCAGACUGUAAUUCAGAAAUUGUUCACUGGUCCAGACUUAAGGCCACCGCAAUUACAGUCCUUCUGCCGUGGAUCUCGGCAGCAAAAAGCAUGGGAGAAUUAGGCCGAUUGGAAUGUUGGGUUGCAAAACAGGCAAACCUCACUUCUACUGCCCUGAGUGACCUCUUAUCAGAUGAGGAAAUUACCAGGCAAGCCACCAUUCAAAACAGGGUGGCCAUAGACUAUCUGCUCCUCCUGUACAACCAUCACUGUGAAGAAUUUAAAGGUCUCUGCUGCCUCAAAUUUUCAUUGAAAGCAGAGAACGUCCAUGCCAUGAUCGACAAGAUCAAAACCAUGGUGAACGACAUCAAGAGAGAAACAGACGACUGGCUGAGUGGACUGUUCAAAAGCUGGGAACUCUUAGGCCAGUUAGGAUCUAUUCUGAAAACUGUGUUUUUAGUACUGUUUAUUCUAGUUAUUGUUAUUGUAGUUGUUAGCAUUGUUUUUGGGCUAAUUAAGUGCAUGGUUUACAAACUAAUUUCAAGCUCAUCUUCCCCUCCUGAAGUCUACCAUUUGGAAGCCCCUAGUGCUCCAAUGGAUGACCUGGAAGCCUCAGUAGAAAAUACUGACCCUUCUGAAGAAGAGGAACAAAUUUACCAACCAUGGUUUGGCAAGCAUUCUGCCCCUCAAACCCAGUCCUCUUCAUUUUAA
Molecule: messenger RNA, 2106 nt
Organism: Pyrgilauda ruficollis (rufous-necked snowfinch)
Lineage: Eukaryota; Metazoa; Chordata; Aves; Passeriformes; Passeridae
Exons: 3
Coding region: 1054-2106 (350 amino acids)
Source: RefSeq, a predicted model, not a curated record